AGAGCGAAGCCUACAGUUGUUGAUAGUGUCGCUAUAGUAGAUAUGGACCCGCAGUUUAAAGACAAAGACGACGUGGCCCAUACAGUCGAGAGGCUCAAGCAGAAAUAUUUACAGAGGACGAAACAGUUACCACCGUCAGAAGACAUUGCCUCAGGUACCAGUGAUGGGGCAGUACAUAGGCUCAUUUUGGCCAACAGAUCCAAACAGCCGAGAAAAGAGUUGAAAGGCUACAGCAAAGCUUUACAUGAGCUCUUCAAAGCAGUGUCCAACCAUCCUGACCAGUUUGGCUGUGAUCGUGGUCUGCAUGGCAGUAAUGAGGACCUGAGUGGGGACUCUACAGCUGCAGCACUUCAGGAUUCCCAGGUGCUGUUAACAGAAACAGAUGUGACCUUGUCUUCCUGUCUGGAUGGUAGCCCUGGGUCCCAGGAAACUGAGACAGAUGGGGAGUUGCGGAGAGCUCACCAACUCCCUGACUCCUGCCGUUCCUCCUCCUUAGUACUAGCAAAGGUGUACCAGGAGAUGAUGACCAUCUACGAACAACUAAAAGCAGAGCGACAAAGCCAGCAGCAGUGGGAGAGGGAGCUGCAGGAACGAGAGAGGAGGCUGAAGCAGCAGGAGGAGGCUGUUGGGAGGCAGGCCGGGCUGGAGGAGAUGCUACACACUCGCAUACUAGCUGUAGAGGAGAAACACCAGGAGGAGGUGAGCCAGCUGCAGGGUCUUGUUCAAGAGAAAAGCAAGGAGAACAGGAGGCUCAAGUCCAGCUUUGACACCAUCAAGGAGCUGAAUGACAACAUGAAGAAACAGCUGAAUGAGGUCAGUGAACAGAAUAAAAAGUUGGAGAGCCAAUCCAAGAGGGUGCAGGCUCGACUUGAGAACCUACAGAGGAAAUAUGAGCUCAGCGUAGCAUCAAGAGGCCUUCAAAAAGUGAGUCUAAAGAGCACAGAGUGUGUAAAACCAUCCAAAAUGGAGAAAACUUCUGCCUCAGGAAAACCCAGCAACAAGGGCAGCUCCAGUCCCUCCCCACCAAAGCUCCUGGCCCUCCUUCUAGACUGGGUGCUUGAUGGCCAGACGUUCUCAUCGGUAGCAGGAAGCGAAGGGAAAAGUGUUGGCCAGUGUCUGCCGCCAGAGGUCGUACUCAACGAGAGAUGCCUUAAGGUGCUGCCGUUACUAGCAGAUCAGCUUCGUCACACUCCUUCGUCAGAACCUGACCUCCUCCUCAACGUUCUUCGCCUCAUCCAUUGGGCUUUGAGACACAUGGACAGCAAUACACAGGUGCAGUGGUUAGUGUUGUCACCUCACAGCAAGAGGGUUCCCGAUUCGAACCCCGGGAUGGGGGACCUCCUCUGUGUGGAGCUUGCAUGUUCUUCCCGUGUCAGCAUGGGUUUUCUCCAGCAUGUAGCACUAUCUGCUACUCUGCGGCGGAUAGGAGAGGAAGUAUCAAAGCCUCCAGGCCAGUUAAUGGUGCCGCAGUCUGAAGAUCCAGACCUGCCCAAGUCUUGCAGUGGGGCUGGUGGUGGACCCUGCAGGAGCUGGCCUCUUUACUGCAGCCCCUGUCCUCACACACGCAUCCUCUCCGCCCUCAUCAUCCUCCGCACUGUCACACAAGCUGACGUACUGGCCCAGGCUCUGGACAGUCUCCACACCGAGCUGAUGUCUGAGGAGAGCCGAGGCCUUUUCGUCCACUCUGGAGGAGUGUGUGUGCUGCUGUGGAUGCUUUGGGCUGGACGUGGAGGUCUGCGCACACCUGUAGACAUCCUGAUGCAGCUAACUGAACAGUCUCGCUACUUAAAUCCCUUCCUGGAGGCGUGUAGCUGCGAGGAGUUUUUCCGAACAGUCUCCCAGCUUCUUAAAAACCCUCGUCUUGAGCUGCCGUCGCUGGAGAAGCUCUCCAUCCUUCUACAGAAGCUCUCCACAAUCAGGAAGAACCGUCGUCUGUUUGAACUGUCCUCCCUCCACCUUCAAAUACAAGAACUUUAUCACAAAGCCAACCACACACACACCUUCCUCUGCCUUAACCUCAGGUCCAUCCUCCACAACCUUAGAUAACACACACACUCAUGUGUUUCACUUUCUCAUACUCGAUUAAAGGCCUCUUUAAAAAUUCCGACUUCCCGUUACAAUAAAGAUGACUUGCCUUAUGUUUUAGUACUUCAGAACAUUGCUUUGUCUUUCAUGUGUGCUCAAACUGUAAUAACCAUGUUUCGUACUUCAAGGCUCCAUGCGGCUCUACCUCAAAAUAACAUAUGCAGACGCACAUUCUUUAUUUAUUUAUACAGCAAUGUGUUUUUGAAUUUCUUUUAUCUGUCAGAAGUGUUUUGUUUUUUUUAGCGUUGUGUAUGUUUUGCACUUUGCGACCCAUCUGUUUUUAUGUUUCACAAUGCUAAUCUGAUGUCUUGUCUUCUGUUCUUUCUGCGAUGAAAACGAGUGUCAUGCUUGCCAGUGACCUUAAUGGGUGUCUGAUGUGCGUGAAGGAAGAGAGGCUGUGACUGUGAAGCUUUUAAUGACAAUAAACAAAAAGAACUGAAGGACAUUAAGAUUGGACUGCAUAUGAAAUGCUGAGAUCCAUAUGUUUUGCAUAAACUCGUCUUAUUUGUUUGUUGCAGAGCAUGGGUGGGUUGAUGGGAGUAAUGGUCUCAGUAUGGGACACACUGGUAGUGCUGGUUGAUGGAGGAGAUUGGACGGACUGGAACAAUUACAGCUGAUAUUUAAAAUGUACCGGGGAGUGCUGGUCUGAAUUUGAAAGUUGUGCAUCCAGUUUUUUAAGACUCUCGCAGCCUCCGAAGUCCUGAAUUAACUGCAUGUUAGUUGUUGUGUUCUGAUCAGGGUUAAAGAAGUCAAGAAAGAGAAUUGGAUGAAAGAUUUGCAAGAUAUUAUGACCUUGGAUUACAUAUUUGUCGUAGAAUGUAGAAUACAGUAUACUUCUCUACGAGGCCCAUAAAUCGAAUUGAUGAGUCUACACGUGAUUUGGACAAAUUUACGGAUAACAGGAUGAGCCCCUUGAGAGGCAUCAUCUGUGAAUAUUACAAGCAAAAGCAACUUGAUUUCAAAUAAGAAAGGACAUCUUUAGAGACUGACGGAACAAGAAGACAAAGCUGUCUGUGUUUUGUUUUACUGUGUACACCGCAUUCCCUACACCAUGCUCCCCGUUCAUGGAAUGUCGGUUAUGGGAACUUCCUUGACAAUAUUCUUCCAUUCGGAACACCCUGCAAUGUCACCAAUGCAGACAUCACUUCCUCCAUGUAUUAUCCUAGUAACGUAGACAUCUCACAUACCUCUUGCUUCUACCAUGAAAAUUUUAAAACACUGAAAUAAAAUAUUGGAAUAUA
Molecule: messenger RNA, 3326 nt
Organism: Epinephelus moara (kelp grouper)
Lineage: Eukaryota; Metazoa; Chordata; Actinopteri; Perciformes; Serranidae
Product: coiled-coil domain-containing protein 138-like
Exons: 15
Coding region: 43-2046 (667 amino acids)
Source: RefSeq, a predicted model, not a curated record